Molecule: messenger RNA, 9685 nt
Organism: Patella vulgata (common limpet)
Lineage: Eukaryota; Metazoa; Mollusca; Gastropoda; Patellidae
Product: unconventional myosin-XVIIIa
Exons: 39
Coding region: 1128-7529 (2133 amino acids)
Cellular component (GO): myosin complex
Molecular function (GO): protein binding; ATP binding; cytoskeletal motor activity
Source: RefSeq, a predicted model, not a curated record
CGAACUUCCCAUCUAAGUCGUGUGGAGUGUCCACCUUAAUCCUAGAUCAUUGGUCAACCCUACAUGUGAAGGGUGUCUCCCUUUGUUAAAGGAUCUCUGUAUUAUAUAAGAGGGUUUCACGCCUGCCUGCACUUGCUACAAAACCAACAGGUAAAAUAAUAACUACACUGAAAGACUGAUACAAGGCCCGACACCAAGGAGGUAGCUGAUAAAACAUUUUACAACUUCCAAGGUGGAUUUUGGAUGUCAGAUUGUGAUUUAUGCUAGUUCUGGUCAAGUGGUAUAAUGGUUAUUUUCAAACCUUGAUUUAGUCAGUGAUGGGGAUAGCUGGGUUGUAAUUUAACUCUCUAUUUGUAUUUAUUGAAAGACCUAAUACAGUCCUCAAUUACAGUUCAUUGGAGCAAACCUUGCAAUAGGUGGUAUUUUACAAGGGUGGAAUCUAGUACUGCCUGUUACUUUUGACAAUUGACUGUCUUUUGUCGGUGAAUAAUAGUUACACUUUCUCCUUUAUUAAUGGAUAGUAUUGGGGUUGUUGUAUUGUGAAAAGUAGAGUUAAAGAAGGCAUUUUGUGUCAAAUUAUUCAUGUUGUCUUAAAGGUGAGAUACAGACUUGACAGCUCCUGUCAUUCAUGAUGGUUUUAUGUCUUCUAGUAUCGUGACAUGUUGUUGCAUGUUAAACCUACAGAUAGAACUUUCAUUUUCCUUUCUCAUGACAUAACAUUACAAAUAGAACUAUGUAAAACGUUCACAGGUGUGCCAUAAGGCAGAUAUCAACAGUUAUACCUUGUGACAGAAUUCAGUUUAUUUAACGACCAGCCACAGGUGUAAUAGGGUUCAUUGUAGACACACACAGGCUAACAAACCACAACAAGAAAGAAAGGACAAAAACUGAGAUAUAUUCAUUUAAAUGGUUAAUGUGUUGGGAAAAUUUACUUUAUUUUGUGAGCCGUGUGUUCAAGUGAUUAAAGAAAGGAGUGAAAAUCUAGAGGUAAGGAGAUUGUCUUGUUGACAGGUGGAUGAGUGAAGGAUUUACUUCAUUAUACACUCGGCAUACCUGAUACUCUUACUCGAUGGCCAGUAUACCUGGUCAGUCUUUCAUGUCUUCAUAUAGCUAUUAAUGGUCACUUAAUGCACUCAUCAGAUAAUAUUUCUACAGAAAAAGAUAUGAAGAGACUUAAAGUGACCAAUUCAGGUCAAUCAGACCAACAAAACGUGAAAUCUACUAUAGGUGGCUAUUUUCAAAAUGGGAGUAAUAAUGGAAGUGAAUUUAAACAUUCAAAUGGAUCAGAUUUAAACAGUACUGAAACUAAAAACGGGAAUGGAAAGCCACUCGACAAGUUCACAUCAGAAAGUGAGAGAGAAAAACAGGUUGUGUCUCCAUCUUUGAUGAGACGCAGGCGGCGAUUAGAUAGAAACAGUGAUGCACUACACGAAUUUUAUAAACAUGCAGAGAAUAUUAGAAAUGGUAUUGCACGUUCAGAAGAUAAUCUGGCAGGUUUUCAGGACAAACCAAAAGAGUUAGAUCAGUUUGAUCGAAGUGUUUCAACAACUCAAAUAACACCAGAGUCUUUCAAACCAGAAAAUCAGUUAAAAAUGACUUCAGAUCAACACAGGCAUAAUGAGGAAAAACAGAGUCAACCAUUGGCAAAAUCAAGGGUUAGAAAAAGAGAUAGCAUGGAAACGGAUUCAGAACAUCAUCAGAAGUUAAGUAGAAAAGGGAGCAGGGAAAGUAUGAGUGGUAGGGCAACUCCAACACAUGGAGAAACGGACAAACAUCAGCGGUUAAAUCGGAGGACCAGUAAGGAAAAUUUAAGUGGUAGAGAAACUCCAACAUUCAGAGAUUUUCAGCGUCAGUUUAGUAACGAAUCUCAUAGACAUUCUUAUAGAGGAAGCUGUGAUAGUUUAACCAAUCGUGUUAAUACACGCCGUUCGUUUCGGGGAAGUAGUGACGGUUUGAGUAGAAAGACUAACUCAGGUAGAGAAACACCAGAAUUGUAUGCACCAACAUUUCAAAAACGCGAAAGUUAUGAUAAACCGUGGUUAAUUCAUACGGGUCGAACAUCGCCAUCACCAACGAAACAAAAAGUUUCUCGUAAGGCCAGUUUAGAUGAAAAACGGAGAAGUAUGGAAUCUCCAGUGCCUUCACAACCUUAUACUCCUGAUUUACACAAGCGAGAAACUUAUGAGAAACCAUGGCAAUCAAAGCCAGUUUCUAGAAAAACAAGCAUGGAAAGACAAAAUUCUGUUGGCUCAACUGGCUUACAUAGAACCAACAGUGAAACAAAAUUACGUCGUUCUAGUAGCGGGACGCCAAAACGUAAAGAUAAUUCAGAGCGCCAUCCAGAUCAGUUGCGUAUAGGAUGUACCUCGUGUAUGAGACGUCAUGAAAUGCAACAGGCGUGUGAAUUUCCAUAUAAUAAAUGGAGUUGGAAUGAAAGUCAUGAUUCUAUGUGUAGUUUAGAAAGUUAUAGAUAUGAACCGCAAGAUGAUCAGCUAGAUUUAGAGAAACUUUUAACUGCUUUACAUUCAUGUGACAAGGAUUUGGGUGAGAUUAAUGUUCACAAAAAGGCUAAAUCAGAAGAUGAAGCUAAGACAGAGAAAGAAUGGUUGGAUGCUGAGAAAGUUUGGUUGGUGCAUAAGGGUGGAUUUGCUGGAGCUUACUUACUUAAACCAGAUGCCAGUAAUCCUCUGCCUGAAGGUAAAAUACGAAUUCGACUGGAAGCUAGUGGUGAUGUCCUUGAAGUGGAGGAAGAUGAUAUUGAAAAGGCAAAUCCACCUCAGUUUGAUCGUGCUGAGGACCUGGCAUCAUUACGUUACCUUAAUGAAUCUAGUGCUCUACAUACAUUACGUCAAAGGUUUGCUGGCAACCUGAUACAUACAUAUGGUGGACCUUCUCUAGUUGUUAUUAACCCGAUGCAAUCAUUGCCAUUAUAUUCAGAAAAGUUAAUACAGAUGUUAAAAGGAUGUAAACAAGAAGAUAUGCCACCUCAUGUAUUCUCUAUGGCUCAGAUAGCUCAUCGUGAAAUGUUAUCAACACGACGAGAUCAAUCUAUAAUAAUGAUGGGACGAAGUGGUAGUGGUAAAACUACUAAUGCUAAACAUAUCAUGUCAUAUCUUACAAUAUCUGCUGGUAGUGUCAACAGUAUACUUACAGGGGAUAAAGUUAAUGCCAUAUCUGUUUUAACUGAUGCAUUUGGUAAUUGUAGGACAUUAUUAAAUACAAAUGCUAGUCGCUUUACACAACUAUUUACUAUAGACUUUGAUCACUCAGGACAAAUUGCUUCAGCUUCUAUACAGGUUAUGAAUUUUGAAAAGAGUCGGGUUGUAAGGAGACCUGAAGGAGAACCAACUUUUAAUAUAUUCUAUGAAAUGUUAGCUGGCUUAGAUUCACAAUUUAGAAAUGAGUUACAGUUGCAAGUUUUAAAUGAAACUAAUCUAUUUAUGACGCCAUUGCAAAAGAAUGAUGAUAGACAAAAAGCUACACAGAAUUGGGCUAAAGUUAUUCAUUCGUUUGGUUUAAUUGGUGCAUCAGAAGAUGAAUAUAAAGCAUUAAUAUCAGUUUUAGCAGCUAUAUAUCAUCUUGGUGUAGCUGGUGCUACUAAGGGUAAUAAUAAUAAGGCUCAGUUUGCUCGUCCUGCAGCUGCUCAGAAAGCAGCCUCUUUACUGGGUACAACAUCAGAAGAGCUGAGUAGAUCUAUCUUCAGUCCCCCAGGAUCUUCUACUUUAACAAGAAAUACAUCCAUGAGGGUACCAAACGCAAAUGAUAAAAACAGUAUUAAUGGUGAAGUUACCUCCCCUGCAUUAGACGCUCUAGAAGGAUUUGUCAUUGGUUUAUAUUCAGAUGUAUUUAAUGCUGUUAUUUCACUUAUUAAUAGAUCCAUGUCAUCUAAUAUCAGAACUGCCAAUUCCAUCAUUGUAUUAGAUAGUCCUGGUUUCCAGAAUCCUGCAUCUUGUGGUAGACCUGCAGCUAGUUUUGAAGAUCUGUGCCAAAAUUAUACCCAAGAACGGUUACAGUUAUUGUUUCAUGAUCUAACAUUUACGCUACAACAAGACAGAUAUGCUCAGGAAGAUAUAGAAUGUGAUUUUGAUUUUGUUACAACCAGUCCAGCAGCUAUGGUAUCUUUAUUUGAUAAAUCACCACAACAAUCUCUGCUACGAUCAUCAAAUCAGGAUUUACGAGAUGCAGAGAAGAAAGGUUUAUUAUGGAUAUUGGAUGAAGAAGCUAUAUAUCCUGGUGCUACUGAAGAUAGUUUUAUGGAAAGAUUUUUCUCUCAUCAUGGUGAACAUCCUGUUCGACGAGAAAGCUUAUUACGUAAAGGAGCUCCAGGUCACACAUUCAUACUGAAUCAUUUCCAAGGUACCUGUCCUGUACAAUAUAAUGCAGCAGGCUGGUUAAAAUCUUGCCGUGAAAAUCCUGUAUCUAGAAACUCACUUGUAUUAUUACAAGAUUCCAAAAAACAUAAUAUGAGUCAGUUAUUUAUGAGUGUAAAGGCACCAGUAGCUGGUAUGGUCAGUGGGUCUAUAGCUGGUAUGGAAGGAGCAUCAUCAUUACGUAGAGUAGGCAGCAUGAGACGAACAUACAUGUCAUCAACAGCAGGAUUGAAGAAAAAAUCUCUAUGUCUACAAAUUAAAUUCCAAGUUGAUUCUAUAAUAGAGACUAUACGUAGAACUAGAUGUCAUUUCCUACACUGUAUGGUGGCACAGAAUAAUGCUGGUUUGUGUGAAUUAAGAGGAAAUGUACAGAAUGGUGAUAAAACAAAAGAUGAACAUUUGAUGAAUGUGCCAUUAGUUAGGUCCCAGUUACGAGGUUUUGAAAUACUUGAUGCCGUUAGAGUUUUUAGACAAGGUUUUCCUGAUCACAUGCAGUUUUCUGAAUUCCGUCAGAAGUUUGAGGUAUUGUUACAGCCUGAUAAAAGACCUGGUAAAAAUAAAGAUGAGAAAAAGGCUGUAACAAAUCUAAUGGAUUAUUUGGAUAUUGAUAAGCUGAACUAUAGAAUUGGUUUGAGUCAGGUGUUUUUUAGACCUGGUGCUCUGGCACAACUAGAGGUAUCUAGAGAUGAAAAAAUAACUGGUAAUGUAACAGCAUUCCAAGCUUUAUGUCGCGGACAUUUAGCAAGACAAAAACUAGAGAAAUUAAGGAUUCAACAUCUGGCUGUAAGUUGUAUACAGAGAAACGUGAAGAAAUACGUUAAAAUACGAGAUUGGGAAUGGUGGAAACUUUAUACUAAAAUAAAACCAGUCUUAAAUGUCCAUAAAACAGAAGAAGAUCUACUCAAUAAAGAGUUUGAAAUAGAACAGAUGAAGAUGAAGAUAGAAAAGUUAGAGAAAGAAAGAAAUGAAUAUAAAACACAAUGUGAUAAAUUUGAAAAUAGGCUGUCAGAAUUAUCGGCAGACCUAGUGGAAGAAAAUUCUACAUCUAAUCAAGCUACUGAACUCCUAGAGGCUGAAACUGCUGAAAGAAUGAGAUUAGAAAAAGAAAACAAGGAAAUACAGGCCAAACUUGCUAACAUCAAAAGACAAAAUGAAAAGCUACAAAUGGAGGUUAUGGAAUCCAGGUUAUGGAAUGCAUCCAGUGUGGAGAUGGAAGACGAAUUAGAUGGAGCUGGUGAUUCCAUAUAUAAAGAUAGAUAUGAAAGAAUGGUCAAAGAACUGGAAUUUACCAAGAAACGUCUACAGCAGCAACAUGAAGAAGAAAUGGAUUCUGAGUUACAAUCUAGAAGACUUUUAGAGAAAAGGCUUCAUGAUACAGUAGAAGAAGCAGAAGAACAAAGACGUCUGGUGCAGGUGGCUCGUAAAAAAGCUCAAAGACUAACCGAAGAGAUGCAGGAUACUAAAUUACAUCUUGAGGAAAGAAUGUCCAGAAAUAAUGAUCUCGAGAGAAAACAAAGAAGGUUUGAUGCAGAAAUCAACAUGGCUCAUGAAGAUGUGAAGGAAGAAAAACAACACAGAGAAAAAUUACAGAAGGAGAGAGACAGUCUAAUGACCGAAAAAUAUGCCCUUGAGCAGAGUGUCAUGAGAGUGAAGAUGGAUUUUGAGAGUCAGUUGGACAAAACAGAAAGAUUAGAGAAAGAAUUAAAAGAUAUUAUUGGUUCAUCCAGUGGUAAAGAUGAUCAAGAGUUGGUGUCAUUAAAGAGAUUGAAACAUGAAUUAGAAAGAAAAUUAAAAGAACAAGAAGAAGAACUAGAUGAUCAGGCUGGUCAAAUACAACAUCUUGAACAAGCUAAACUUCGUAUUGAAAUGAGUAUAGAGAAAAUGAAACAACAAUAUAAUAAAGAACUUGAAGAAAAAGAAGAAGAAUUAGAAGAUAUGAGAUGUAGAACACAGAAAAAGUUGAAAUCAAUGGAACAACAAGUAGAAGAAGAAUAUGAAGAGAAGAAAAGAGUGCAGGAAGAAAAAGCUUUAAUAGAAAGACAGUUAUUAGAAUUAGGUUCUAGAGAACCACAAAGAGAUAUAGAUAAUGAGAAGAGGUUAAAGAGACAUUUAAAGAAAACGAAAGCUUUAUUACAUGAUGCUAGUACAACAUUACACAAACAAAAAACAGCUGAUGGUGUUAAAUCUCAGAUAGCACAACUCAGAAAUAAGUUGGAGGAUGCUGAGUUUGCAUCAGCUGCAGCUAUUAAAGGAAAAAAGAGGAUGGAGUUAGAAAUGCAAGAUUUAAAUCAACAAAUAGAAGAUUUGUCCAGAGCUAAACAAGAGAGUGAAAAUAAAUGUAUGUCAAUAUUACGAGAGAAAUCUGAUCUACAGAAUAGAAUAGAAGAAAAUGAAGAAGAUAUGGCAGAAAUCAUGAAAAAAUAUAAAGCUGCUGUACAACAGCAAUCUGUAGAUCAUAUUACAAUAUCAGACCAACUACGCCAAAUAGAAGAAAUGUCUUCAGAAAGAGAAGCUUUAAAACAAACAGUAAAUGAUCUAUCAACCAAAGUUACUACGUUUGAAACAAGUACAGUAGAUAAACAUUCUGUUACAAGACUGGAGGGUAAAAUACGUGAAUUAGAGAAUAAACUACAACUAGAAAGUACAUCCAAACAGAGAUUAGAGACACAGAUAACCAGAUUAAAGGAACAUCUGGAGAGAUUGCAGAGUGAAAAGGAAGAAUUAAACUCCAGUAAACUACAAACUGAAGAGUUGUCUAAACGUAAUCAGAAACAAUUACGUGAAUUAAGAGAAGAAUUGGUUGAUGCACAGAAACGGGAAAUGGAGGCUAGUCAGGGAAAGAAAGAAUUAGUAACUCGUAUUGAAGAAUUAGAAGCUGAUCAAAUACAGAACCAAUCUGACCUCAAAUUAGCAUUUAAACGUAUUGCUGAUUUACAGGCAGCUUUAGAAGAAGAAAUAGAUAGUGAUAAUGAUAGUCUUCUAUUAGAUAGUGAAGAUGAAGAUGAUGAUUCAGAUUUAGAUUCAUUUUUAGAAAAUCAUAAUCAGUCACCAAUUGGUCGAUCUAGUUUAGGUAGUUAUAGAACGCGGUCACAAGGUAGCAGUAUUUCUGAUGGUUAUUCAUCCCAUCGUUUACCUAGAAUAGAUGAUACAGAUGCGUAAUGAUGUUAUGCUUGUUGCGGGCUGAGUGCAAAAGUUCCUUGAACUAUGUUUCCGUGUUUGUUCCAACAUUUAUUACGGGAUGUGAGACCGCUAUUAUGAUAGUGAUUAGACUCAGAUAUUUAAAGAAUAGUGCUUGUUACCAUUUCAGUUUUUAAAAGUGUAUAUUAUAGUGAUCACUAAUUGACUAAAUAAACUAGUAUUGUUUAAAUACACAGAGGAAGGAGAAAAUACAUAAAACUCAGUUCACUUCUAAUCAAAGACAAGUCUUCAGAUUGUGUGCUUUUCAUAGCUUUUUGUAUUCCUGGGAAAAUACACUUAUGACUGGACCAAAUGAUUUAUCGGUGUAAAGUACUAAAAUCAACUUGACAUUGUUUUGUUUGGUUAUUUGUACCAUACUUAACUGUUGCUACUACUAAUUUAAUAUCAAUGCUUAGAUUAUAAAGCAGUGGCACCAUGCACAGAUUCUGGUAGUGAAAGUGAUGAUAUUUUUUAUACUUGUGCCAGAAAGCAUUAUUUAUCAUAUACUUUUAUGUGUCAAAUUUUAGUUUACAAGCCCUUGAUAACUGAGGCAAGAUUAGGCAAGUUUUCUGAUAUGUAUGGGAAUAUGAAUUAGCCUAUUUACAUAUUGUUUAUAGAUAGAUAUAUAAUAUAUAUUAAAGCUUAGUAAUCAUCUUCCAUAAUUGUACUAUUAUUUUUUUAUAUUAUAAAUUGUCUUAUCAUAUUUAUUUGUGUCAAACACAAGCUGUGUAUCAUAAAAUAUAAAAUAAUCUCAACACUUCCUGUAGCUCAAAUAUAAACUUUUAAAUUUGUUUUGGGCUCAAUUUCUUAAAUACUUAAUUUUAAUUCAGUUUGUGCUGAAUUGUGGUGGUAUAACUUAAGAUUUUCAUUAAAAACAAUGCCCUUAAAAAAUAUUAAAAGAAUAGUGUAUGUUCAUUGACAGAAUGUGAAAAUCAUUGUGCAGAUUUUAAUGGCCCUUUUUGGGGGUCUUAAGUUUUUAUGCAUAUGGUCCCAGGAUUUUAAGAGUGAAAUGUGAAGAAAAGGCCCCAGUGUUCUAACAUAUCUAUUCUACAAAUAUAUUUAAUCUUUUUCAUAUUUUACUGAAUUUAUAAAUUAACAAAUGAAAAUAUAAAAUAGCAGAAAGUGUUUAUUUUAAAAGAACAAUCAGUCAUAUCUCGCGACAUCUUGCAAUAGCAAUUGUCUGUUAUGUAUUAUGAAUCCUAGUGUCUAAGUAACAUUGGGAGUUGGGUCUCUGUGCUCUAUGAUUAACUCAAAAUGUCAUGAAAUUAGUUAGGCCUUUUAAAAUCAAUAACAUUUCAUUUUAUACACAAACCUAGACGCAUUGAAUGCUGUAUGUAUGUGUGGUUGUGUCAAGAUGAUCUCACUGCGUAAUCUAGAGCUGUAUAGCAAAAUGCUUGAAUUACAUUAUGUAAGUCUUAUGUAUGCUUAACGAAACAGGACCCAAAUAGAAAAAAGACAAGUUAUGUAUCCCAUCAGUUAACAGAUUUCAACUGUAAAGUAUAAUGCAGUAUUUUUUGUUGUAGAUGAAAUAUACUACAUGUACUUCAACAUGUUUGCUGAGGUGUACUAAACACCACAUUUUUAGAUACUUGCUACAUACUCUGCUAUCUACUCAUUAAUAAAAUUUGCAGCCUUUUUUUUUUAAAAUGGCGAAUGCUGUCAAUGGUUUUAGAAAUUUUUUUCUGAAAUGUAUUUAUUCCUAGAUCACAACCAUAAGAACUUUCUCAGGCAUUAGAUAUGAAUAUAUGACAUUUUGAAAAAUAAUUUGAUAUAUAAUUGAACUUCCAAACUCUGUUAGUCAUAUUGAUAGCUUAUUUAUCUGUACACAAUACACAAGUAUAUUGGCAAAUACAUUUGAACCUCACUGACUAAUAAAGUCUUACUAGUAAUUCACUUUCACUACUUUCAGUCAAGUUUUUUUUUUUUUUUUUAAGAAAGAAGUAAACACAAUAGUAUGUUUAUGAUUCUGGUCCAAUUUUAUUCAAGUAUGUUUAUUUUCAUAUCUUAUGGUUAGUGAUAAUUUUAAUCAUACCCAAUGUACAUCAUUUUUUUUUUUGUUAUAUUGUUUGUUAAUGAUAUCUUUGUAUAAAAAUAAUGAAUUUCUUGCAGUAAAUGAUUGGAAUGAUUAAAACCAUAAA